CUCUGCCUGGUCGCCUGGCACUCCCUCAUCCACUCAGUCCCCGUUUGGGAUAUUUGGCAGAAAGAAGACAGCUGAGGGGGGGAAAGAGCAGCGCCGUUCAAUGGCUAACUGGGAGAGGAAGGCGAGGAGGAGAGAAAGAGGGGCGCCUUUUGGGGGCGUUGCUACUCACCGUGGGGCUGCGCCAGGCCCGAGAGCAGCACGGCCACAAGCGCCCCCGCCAGAAAAUUUGAAAGAUGAUGACUGCAUUAUGGAGAAGAAAUCAUAUGAUGUGAAAACUGAUCCUGUGCAAAAGUUGAUCUCUCCAGCUUUGAUUCUCCUUCUGGUUGUACUGUUUGCGAACUUGCUCCUCUACCAAUACUUCAGCAAUGUGUUUUUUUCCUAUGGCCAGAUCAAUGUUGAGCACAAUUCGUGUCCACAUGGUUAUUUCAGAUUGGGAUCAAUGAAGAACUGUACACCAUUGUUGUCCUGUAAGGCCAUAACAACAGAAGUUCGCAGACUGAAACGUGUUGGUGAAGGGGCUGUGAAAAAGGUCUUUCUUUCUGAAUGGAAGGCAAACAAAGUGGCCCUUUCUCAACUGACUGUGCCAGAACUGCAAGAAGACUUUAUUCACGGGCUUCACAUGCUGAAAUCUCUACAAAGCAAGCAUGUGGUCAAACUACUUGGAUACUGUGAGGAGGAGUUUGUGAUUCUUACUGAAUAUCAUCCAUUUGGUUCCCUGAAGAAUCUGAAUGAGAUACUGAACCUUCCAAAAUAUAAGAACUCAAACACCUGGUAUAACAGGUUCCUACUGGCCAUAGACUAUGUGAGCAUCAUCCACUACCUCCACAAUAGUCCUCUGGGCACUUUUGUGAUGUGUGACUCUAGUGACUUGGAUAAAGUCCUUUCGCAGUACUUGUUGACAAGCAACUUUCAUAUUGUUGUGAAUGACUUGGAUGCCCUGCCUCUUGUGAACAGGGAAGCUGGGCAACUGAUUAAAUGUGGCCACCGGGAGUUACAAGGUGAGUUUGUUGCUCCUGAGCAGCUUUGGCCUUAUGGUGAGGACGUGCCCUUUGAAGACAGCCUCAUGCCUCCAUAUGAUGAAAUGACAGACAUAUGGAAAAUCCCAGAUGUUUCCAACUUUCUCUUAGGAGAUGUUGAUGGGAGCGAUCUUGUCCGGUUUCACCUCUUCGACAUUCAUUCGGGAUGUAAGAAAAGCCCAGCUGAAAGACCAUCCGCACAUAUGGUUCUUGACACAUACAAAAAAGUGCUAGCAUUACUUGUUAAAGAAACAGUUUUACCAAGUGUAAGGGACAUGUUAUAAGAAAUACUCAUGGGUGUUGCAACCCAGAGCAGGAAACUGGACCCUCAGACAACAAUCCACCACACUUGGCUUCAGGAAAACAAUCCUUUUUUAUUGGUGAAAGAUGAAUACAAAAUAGAGGAAAAAUGCAAAGGUAAAAAACCACAGUAAAAAGCAGCAACAAGAAAUGUCCAUGAACAAGAUCAUAAAACCCACAGCAAAACUGCUGAAUCCUGGAACCUGUUAGCAAGCCACUAACCGUACUUGGAACAACUAGAAAACCCCCGAGGAACAAGGCCACUUGAAUCAGGAGACCUGCAAACGCUGUCACAUGAAACUGGAACGAUGCCUGGUCUGAAGCUGUAUUCAGGCCAGGCAUAUUUAAGGCCAAGAAAUCUAUUGCGAGACACGCCUGAAGUUUUUGUUUGGAUUUCUUUCAAUCUGGCUGACCUAUGUAAACAUUGUGCUUCUCCCCGACUCUGCCAAAUCUGCCCCCACCUAUCCUCAUUAGGCAGGCCAGGUGUCUGAUUCUCUGGAGAACUAAGACUGGUAAGAGAAGGGAGUGAAACGUCUCCGCUUGGCUCGGAAUGCAUGUUCUCAUGAGAAUCUUGACUUUCACUUUCCAAGGCUGAAAGAUUUUCACUACUCAAACCAUCAUCAUCUAAAUUGGCCUCAGAAUUCACAUUGACAUCUACAUGAACAUCAGGAAAUACAAUCAGAGAAUCAGGUUCAGGUUCACACACAGGCUGAACCCUAACAACGGGCUUAUUUUGAGUAUUUCACACUUUUUAUCAUUUGACUUUUCCUGAUUUGAAAAAUGUACGAGUCUGCUCGGGGAAUAGAAACAGAAAUGAUGAAACUCCAAAACAACUUUUAAAAAUUAUGUAAUCAAGACCCUUCUACAUUGCCAUAUAAAAUUCACAUUAUUUGCUUUGAACUGAAUUAUAUGGCUGUGUACACUCAUGUAAUCCAGUUCAAAGCAGUUAAUGUGGAUUAUCUGCUUUGAUAAUCUGAAUUAUAUGGUAGUGUAGAAGGGGCCUAUGUUAAGUUGGCACAAGUAUGCUAAAAGAAGAGAUGUAGCAAAAGUAUUUCAUACAGUUAAUACCAGUGUUUCUUGUUCUUAUGAUAGAAAGCAGUUGCUUGUUGUGUUUUUCUGUUUUGUAGCAUUUAAAAAUGAUGUACACUACUAAUGUAAGCCUUAGUGCAUGAUCUCCGCAGAGACCUCGACAGGGGGAGCGUGUCCCUGUUGGUUCUCCUGGACCUCUCAGCAGCCUUUGAUACCGUAUCCUUCUGGGGCGCCUUUCGGGGAUGGAUCUUGGAGGCACUGUUCUGCAGUGGCUCCAGUCCUUCCUGGAGGGUCGUACCCAGAAGGUGUUGCUGGGAGAUUCCUGUUCGGCCCCACAGCCAUUGUCCUGUAGAGUCCCGCAGGGCUCAGUAUUGUCCCCCAUGUUGUUUAACAUCUACAUGAAGCUGCUGGGUGAGAUCAUCCAGAGUUUUGGAGUUUGAUGCCAUCUGUACGCAGAUGAUGUCCAACUCUAUUACUCAUUUCCACCAGAUGCCAAGGAGGCUGUCCAAGUCCUGAACCGGUGCCUGGCCGCUGAGACGGUCUAGAUGAGGGCGAGCAAAUUGAAGUUGAAUCCAGACAAGACAGAGGUCCUCCUGGUCAGUCGUAAGGCCAAACAGGGUAUAGGGUCACAACCUGUGCUGGAUGGGGGUUACACUCCUCUUGAAGGCCCAGGUUCGCAGCUUGGGGGUCAUCCUGGACUCAUCACUGAGCCUUGAACACCAGGUUGCAGAGGUGGCCAGGGGAGCUUUCGCACAAUUAAAACUUGUGCGCCAGGUGUGCCCGUACCUUGGGGAGUCAGACUUUGCCACGGUGGUCCACGCUCAUGUCUGCUCUCGUUACAUCUAGGAUAGACUACUGCAAUGCACUCUACAUGGGGUUGCCUUUGAAGACUGCACAGAAGCUUCAAAUAGUCCAGCGAGAGGCAGCCAGGUUAAUAACUGGGGUGGCAUACAGGGAGCAUACAACUCCCAUGUUACGCCAGCUCCACUGGCUGCCAGUUUGCUACCGGGCACAAUUCAAAGUGCUGGAUUUGGCCUAUAAAGCCCUAAACAGCCCCGGCCUAACUGACCUCUCCGAAUGCAUCUCUCCCUAUGAACCAUUGCGAAGAUUAAGAUCCUCUGGGGAGGCCCUGCUUUCCGUCCCACCAUUGUCACAGGCAUGAUUUGGGGGGACGGGGACGAGAGACAGGGCCUUCUUGGUGAUUGCUCCCUGGCUAUGGAACUCCCUUCCUGGUGAGAUCAGGUUGGCCCCCUCUCUCCUGUCCUUUAGAAGAAUGGCAAAAACUUGGCUGUGUGACCAAGCUUUCGGGACAGGGCAAUAAAGCAGCAAUAGGAAAGAUUACCAGGCCAAUUAGAUUUGACGUGGAUGAUUAAGACUGUUUUAAAUGGUGCAUUUUAAUAUUUUGAUAAAUGUUUUUAAUGUUUAUGUAUGUAUGUAUGUAUGUAUGUAUGUAUGUAUGUAAGAAUUUGUGUCCCGGCACUGAAUGUUUGCUGUAUAUAUGCUGUGCUCCUCCCUGAGUCACCUUCUGGUGAGAAUGGCGGAAUAUAAAUGUUUUAAAUAAAUAAAUAAAUAAUA
Molecule: messenger RNA, 3920 nt
Organism: Anolis sagrei ordinatus
Lineage: Eukaryota; Metazoa; Chordata; Lepidosauria; Squamata; Anolidae
Gene: POMK
Product: protein O-mannose kinase
Biological process (GO): carbohydrate phosphorylation; protein phosphorylation; protein O-linked glycosylation
Cellular component (GO): endoplasmic reticulum membrane
Molecular function (GO): ATP binding; carbohydrate kinase activity; protein kinase activity
Source: RefSeq, a predicted model, not a curated record